Miniopterus natalensis is the source of this 1293-nucleotide messenger RNA. The record is from RefSeq and is a predicted model, not a curated record. NCBI's taxonomy places the organism in Eukaryota, Metazoa, Chordata, Mammalia, Chiroptera, Miniopteridae.
AUGCCGGACCCCGCGGCGCACCUGCCCUUCUUCUACGGCAGCAUCUCGCGCGCCGAGGCCGAGGAGCACCUGAAGCUGGCGGGCAUGGCCGACGGCCUCUUCCUGCUGCGCCAGUGCCUGCGCUCGCUGGGGGGCUACGUGCUCUCGCUGGUGCACAACGUGCGCUUCCACCACUUCUCCAUCGAGCGCCAGCUCAACGGCACCUACGCCAUCGCCGGCGGGACGGCGCACUGCGGCCCCGCCGAGCUCUGCGAGUUCUACUCGCGCGACGCCGAGGGGCUGCCCUGCAACCUGCGCAAACCGUGCAACCGGCCGUCGGGGCUCGAGCCGCAGCCCGGGGUCUUCGACUGCCUGCGCGACGCCAUGGUGCGCGACUACGUGCGCCAGACGUGGAAGCUGGAGGGCGACGCCCUGGAGCAGGCUAUCAUCAGCCAGGCGCCCCAAGUGGAGAAACUCAUAGCCACCACGGCCCACGAGCGGAUGCCCUGGUACCACAGCAACCUGACGCGCGAGGAGGCCGAGCGCAAACUCUACGCGGGCUCGCAGACCGACGGCAAGUUCCUGCUGAGGCCCCGGAAAGAGCAGGGCACGUACGCGCUGUCUCUGAUCUAUGGGAAAACCGUGUACCACUACCUCAUCAGUCAGGACAAGGCGGGCAAGUACUGCAUACCCGAGGGGACCAAGUUUGACACGCUCUGGCAGCUGGUGGAGUACCUGAAGCUGAAGGCAGACGGGCUCAUCUACUGUCUGAAGGAGGCCUGUCCCAACACCAGUGCCAGCGCCAGUGCAGGGGCCGCUGCUCCCACACUCCCAGCCCACCCAUCCACGUUCACUCACCCUCAGAGACGGAUCGACACCCUCAACUCAGAUGGAUAUACUCCUGAACCAGCACGCCUAGCGUCCCCAGAGAAACCGCGGCCAAUGCCCAUGGACACAAGCGUGUAUGAGAGCCCCUACAGUGACCCCGAGGAGCUCAAGGACAAGAAGCUCUUCCUGAAGCGCGAGAACCUCCUCAUAGCUGACAUCGAACUUGGUUGCGGCAACUUUGGCUCAGUACGCCAGGGCGUCUACCGCAUGCGCAAGAAGCAGAUUGACGUGGCCAUCAAGGUGCUGAAACACAACACAGAGAAGGCAGACAAGGAUGAGAUGAUGCGGGAGGCGCAGAUCAUGCACCAGCUGGACAACCCCUACAUUGUGCGGCUCAUCGGCGUCUGCCAGGUGGAGGCCCUCAUGCUGGUCAUGGAGAUGGCAGGCGGCGGGCCCCUGCACAAGUUCCUCAUCAUGAAGAAGUGA